ACGUUUGCGAAUAAAUAACAUAUUACCUAGUUGCAUGAUGGAAUACUGUCUUGCGGAUAUAGGAAUUCAUCGGAAAUCGUCCUCAGAAAAGAACUCGGAGGAUUCGUUUGGUAAGCCGCUUUUCUCCUACUUGAGAGAAACCUACUACCAACUGGAUGAAUCACUAAACAUCAAAUCGUUUUUGCGAGAUGUGGGCCGAAUUCCGGAAUACGAACUAAAACAUCGUACCGAUGCUUCCGACAGUGAUACCGUGUAUUUGGCACUUUUCUUGAGACGACUGCGCCCGGAAGAAUUCGAAGAUGUGGGCUGUAUUGUGCAGCGAAAGCGAAUGGUGGAGCUGUUUUUCGAUGAGGUGGAACGGAAUGAUUUCGUCCGACAGCAGGAGCUGGAACUCCGUCCUGAGCAAACCGAUGGCAGUACCUUGUCGGUUGCUCAGUUUUAUGAAAAACUGCGAGAAGCGCAUCUGCACGACGAGCUGGAUCCUUCGAUUCCACCGGAAGUUAGCCAUGAGCUGUUAAGACCAACCCUUAGACCAUAUCAGACAAAUGCGAUUCGCUGGAUGCUGAAUCGAGAAACCAUUCCACAGCGUUUACCCGCUCAGUAUGCAAGGUUGAGGAACGCAAAUGUGCCGGAUGUAAAUUUCUAUAUGUACUUGGAUAGUUUUGAGGUUGUUGACGAGAAGCCCUCUGAUAUUUGUUUACCUCCAGGAGGUAUUUUAGCAGAUGAAAUGGGUAUGGGAAAGACUGUCGAAAUACUAGGUUUAAUGCUGUUUAAUCGUAAGAGAAAACGUAAGCUACAAGAACUUGAAGCCGAGGAUAGUAACCAAGAAAUACUUAAAGGUGAAUUAAAAUGUAUAUGCAUUAAACGAUCAUUGAAAGGAUUAAUUGCAUGUGGAAAGUGUGGUCUACAGCAGCACAGAAAAUGUGUGCUGAAAAAUUCGAUUGCUGAACCAUCUCGGUACAUUUGUCCCGAAUGUUGGCGAUCGGAGCCCCUGGUCGAGGCUGGUACAACAAUAAUUGUAUCUCCUGUUGCAAUCAAAAUGCAAUGGGCCUCGGAAAUUACGAAGCAUAUUAGUGAUAAAAAUUUCAAAAUAUUCAUCUAUGAAGGUGUUUCUCAGAACGGUUGGAUUAGUCCGGCAGAUCUCGCUGAAUACGAUGCUGUUUUAACGGAUUACAACGUUUUGAAAACGGAAAUAUACUACACGACGGCUAAUGCUCGCACGUCUCGACAUGAGAAACGGUUUCUUAGUCUGGUAUCACCGCUGCCGUUGGUUCGCUGGUGGCGAGUGUGCUUGGACGAGGCCCAGAUGGUUGAAGGGGUGCACAAUCAGACCACUCGGAUGGUAAAAACGCUUCCGGCUGUACAUCGGUGGACUGUUACCGGAACACCGAUUGAGAAGAGUAUGGAUAAUCUGUACGGAUUGGUACACUUUCUGGAUUACGCACCGUACAAUGAUUACCAUAUCUGGCAACAGUUGACGUACAACUACCAGCUCGGCAAUCCGGUUCCACUGCUGACGGUGAUGUCCCGCAUAAUGUGGCGAACAUGCAAAGCAGCAGUUUUGGAUCAGCUCGGCAUUCCACCGCAGACGGAGAUCGUUCACUACGUUACGAUGUCGGAUUUGCAGAGUUUUUUCUACCGAAUGGAACAUUCCCGCUGUGCUGCAGCAUUUCACGAAAAGGCCGAAAAGCUGGGCAACGAAAUUUGUGUCUCUAGAAUGAAUAUUCAUACGUUCAACUUGCUGAUGGAACCAUUGCGAAAACUGCGCCAAGACUGCACGAUUGCAUCAAUCAUUCAUCGGACGGAUCAACUGACCACGAAGAAAUUGCUGACUCCCACCGAAUUACGUGAACACUUGAUUACCAAUAACGAAAAUGAUUGUAAAGCACAACUGCGAUCGGUAGUUUCGAGCAUCAACGGCAUGGCAGCAGUACACGUGAUUCGGAACGAGUACGAUCAGGCUAUACGAUUGUACAAAUCGGUGCUGCGUUGGGCGGAUGAUUACAAAGGUACGAUCAGCGUCGAUACACUACUGCAGAUACAUGCACUCUACAAUCUACUGGACGUUGUUGGAAUGAAACGGAAUGCAGGAGAGGAAACUCCCGCAGAAGAAGUUGCUGCUUUCGAAGAGCGAUGCGCCAAACUCGAGUGGAAGUACAUCGAGGUGUACUCAAAUACGGUGAAAAAUGUCGAAAAAGAACUGAUUUCUACGUCCGAAAAGGUUCUGGAAACUUCUUCAAGAUUAGGUCACAAGAUUGAUGGUCAUUGGUGGCGUAUGAUACUUUACCAAAUUGAUCGAAACACCGUCAAACUAGACAAUUUUCUGAUCAAACUUAACGUCGAAGUGCGAAAUCAUUGCGGGAUGGCUGAAGAGAUACGCUCCAUGCGGGGGUUGGACUACUCACUGACGAUUUGGUUGGACAAAGUUAAGAAACAUCGGGAACAGCUGAAGAAAGCAUUUGAAAUGAUUAACUAUUUUUGCUCGAAUCUCAAACCAAAGCACCUUUGGCCGGAAAAAGAUCGGGAUCGAAUUGAAAAGUUGGUGCGGGACGCCUUUCUUUGCCAUCUGGACCCGGAACUGCCUGAUUUGCCCGAAAAGGAGAAACGAAAGCGGCCGACCUGUGUCCUGUGCGAGGUUAAAACUAUUCUGAAUCAGUACGAGUGCCAGAUUUUCCAGAAACAAUUUAUGGAAAGUACCAACACCACCGAAGGCAGCUGGCAAAUGACAUCGAAUGAGGUGAUCAUCAGACAAAUACAUUCCUUCUCCAAGAAAGAACACUUCGAUGAAACAGUCAUCGGAUUGGGUGACCUGUAUCUGUCCUAUCUGGAUCGUAUAAAAGCUGAAUUUAAAGAAUAUUCCAAGUACUGGGUUGAAAUCAACUACACAGCGGCGGCUUACGAUGAGCUAAACAUGUGCCGCUCACGGUUACAGGUCGUUUCGUUAGAGGAACUAGAGCAGAGUAACACCCGUAAAACAAUCCAACAAAUAUUGGACUGCGAAGUGGAUGAAACCUUUGAAGAUCUGCAGCUUCAGAAAAUGACCUCCGAGCGAGAGUUUGUACGGCUGAAGGGAACGUUGAAAUACCUGCAACAUUUGGGAAGCACCGAGGAAAUCGAUCCUUGUCCAAUUUGCCGAAACACACCGGAAAAAUACGCGGUGCUUCAGUGUGGACAUCACUUCUGUAUCGUCUGCGCACCGCAGAUCGUGCGCAUUGCUCGAAGCCAGGGAAAUCAAAUCAGCUGUGUGGUUUGCCGUCACAAACAGCGGGUUGCCGACAUCUACUACGUAACACGCUCGCAGUUCGGGUCUUCGGAACAGAUCAACGUACGAGGAAACUACUCUAACAAAAUUCUCAAAAUGGUAGAAACCAUCCUGGAGUUGAAACGCAAGGAGCCGGAUGUUAAAAUUAUCAUCUUCUCCCACUGGGAUCCGAUUUUGAUGAUGCUCGCAAGGGCAUUGGAAGAAAACGGCGUUACCUAUCGAACGAGAUCAAGCAAAUUUUACCGCAGUAUCGAAGAAUUCAAAGACUACCGUAACGAGAUAACUUGCAUGCUUUUGCCGCUGAAGGCCGGCUCGAAAGGGCUCAAUCUGAUCGAAGCCACUCACGUCUUUCUGGUGGAACCGAUCCUGAACCCGGGCGAGGAACUGCAAGCGAUCGGUCGAGUGCAUCGUAUCGGCCAAACGAGGGAAACGUUUGUGCAUAGAUUCAUCGUCCGAAACACAAUUGAAGAAACAAUUCAUGAAACCAUUCAGAACGACAGCACCGGCCGAUGGAGUUCGCAAGAAAUAACGGUGGACAACUUAGAACAGCUUUUCCAACUAGAAGAACCCGACGAUGGAUUGAUAACUCUGAAUUGAAUAUAUCACAUUCGUUAGGAUUACCGAAUAA
This is a messenger RNA of Sabethes cyaneus, 3890 nucleotides long. RefSeq names its product E3 ubiquitin-protein ligase SHPRH. The transcript is spliced from 5 exons. Gene Ontology annotation, cellular component: nucleus. Gene Ontology annotation, biological process: DNA damage response; protein polyubiquitination. The coding region runs from base 35 to 3859 and encodes 1274 amino acids. Lineage: Eukaryota; Metazoa; Arthropoda; Insecta; Diptera; Culicidae. Gene Ontology annotation, molecular function: metal ion binding; ATP-dependent chromatin remodeler activity; ATP binding. The record is from RefSeq and is a predicted model, not a curated record.